AUUACCAUUGAUACAAACGAGAGCGAGCUCAGUAAUCCCGCGAUUAUCAGCGCAAACUGGAACGCUCUUGGGGCCUCCAGAUCUUUUUUUCUCUCUCUCUUUCUCUCUAUCUCUGUCGCUCUUCUUUAAACUAAACCGGCACAACUAAACGCAAGAGAAAGAGGAAGAGAGAGAGAGAGAGAGAGAGAGAGAGAGAGAGAGAGAGAGAGAGAGAGAGGAAGAAAGGAAGAGAAAAGAACAAAGUCAAAUCUAACGUGGUUAACAAGGAAAAGACUCAAGGAUCGCGAUCCAAGGAGACUCGUGACCCUGAAAGUCCUUUCCUUUUCGGAGAGCCCAUGCAGAAGCCACUAGUUUAAGGCCAAGCGACGUCAAAGGGAUGAACAACAGCUGCGGAAUAUUCGGGAUUUAUCCCAAAUGGCUACGAGAUCGAGCUACUCCGAAGAAUUUCAUAGCCGUUUACGGUCUUCUGGGUACCGUGCAGGCUAUGGCUUUCAUUUAUAUUGUCGUCACCCUCACGACAUUGGAGAAAAGGUUUAAGAUACCCAGUCGUACGACAGGUUUGAUAUUAUCGGGAAACGAGAUUUCUCAAAUUCUCUCGUUGAUUUUAACGUAUUACGGUGGUUCUGGUCAUCGUCCCAGAUGGAUAGCAGUGGGUGUUGGGCUAAGUGCAUUAUCCUGUCUGAUUCUUGCACUUCCACAUUUUAUAUUUGGUCCUGGGAGAGACGCGAUGGCUUUGACGAAAGAAUACCUGGAUCAAACGUUGCUUAAUGCCACGACAGUGCCAAGGGACAUUGCGAUUUGUCCACGAAUGAACGAACCGGAACACUGCGAUGACGAAGCUCUCUUAGAUGUUAGUCUUCUUCCCCGUUUGCUUGUAUUUCUCUCUCAAUUCAUCCUUGGAAUUGGCACAACUCUUUAUUACGGACUUGGUCAAACGUAUUUGGACGACAACACGAAAAAAAAGAAUACACCUAUGCUGUUGGGUUUCACGUUCGCCCUUCGAACCGUGGGGCCGGCGAUAGGUUUUCUUUUGGGAUACGGUUGCCUAAGCCUUUACAUCGAUCCAACCCUUCAUCCCGUUAUAACGAAAAAGGAUCCAAGAUGGUUGGGUGCUUGGUGGCUGGGAUGGAUCAUUUUAGGCGUUACCAUGGGAAUGUUCUCCAUACUGAUCGCUAUGUUUCCACGGGAUCUUCCAAGACCACGUAACACCUUGAAAAAAAAUGGUGAGUUGCCAUUGAAAUUGGAGCAAGCCCUUCAAGAUAAAUCAACGAGAUCUUCGUUGUCGAUAAAAUCGACGAAUUCGUUGAAGCAAGAACACGUGCCGACUAUGCGAGAAUUUCCAGCUGCCAUGAAACGACUUUUAACUAAUUGGUUGCUCACUUGUAACAAUCUUAGCGGUGUAUUCUACGUUCUCGGUGCUUCUGCCUAUAUCACAUUCUUAGCGAAAUAUCUCGAAGUGCAAUAUAAUACAUCCGCCGCUGGUGGCACGGUUAUUGCAGGUCCGUUAUCUUUGGUGGGUAUGGUACUAGGAUUUUUAUUAUCAGGAUUGGUGAUAAGUAAAUUCAAGCCAGGUCCUAGGCCUUUGCUCGCUUGGAACGUUCUCGUUGGGGUUUUUUUCGUCGCAGGACAAAUCUCUUUUAUUUUUCUCGGAUGCUCUGAUGUAGGAAUCGAAGGAGUAGACCUUAAAACUAUGCAAAUGAAUUUAACGUCCAACUGCAACGCUGCGUGCAAUUGCGAAUACGUUAAAUACGCACCGGUCUGUCACGAACCCUCGAGCACAACUUUCUUCUCUGCCUGUCACGCAGGAUGCCGUACGAUCGUCGACGAUAAAGAAUUUGGUAAUUGCAGUUGCGUGCCACAGAUAGAGGUCAGUUUAACAAGAGAUCAAUUAGAAGAGAAGAAAGGAAAUGAAGGCUUCUUUGAAAAUAAAUUCCAGCCUCUCGAUGUCCGAUUAUCCACAUAUUCGGACAAGGUCCGAGCUGGUCCCUGUCCCUCCAGUUGUAACGGACCUUACAUACUCUUCACAGUGCUCACUUGUAUCAUACAAACUCUUGCUUGUUCUGGAAAAAUCGGCAACGUCCUUGUAAAUUACAGAAGCGUCGAAAAGAAGGACAAAAGCUUUGCUCAGGGUGUCACGCUUAUGAUUAUUUCACUGUUCGCCCUGAUACCAGGACCAAUAAUUUACGGUGCGAUCAUCGAUUCGACCUGUUUGAUCUGGGAGGAAUCCUGUGGAACUCGAGGCAACUGUUGGUUCCAUCAUAGAGAAAAUUUUCGAUAUCUCGUUAAUAUCUCGUCGGUUGGAUUUUCUAUAAUAGGAGUACUAUUCGAUGUAGCCGUGUGCUAUCUCGGAAAAGAUUUAGAUCUUUACGGGACACUUGAGAACGACAGACGUCGUGAAUUCAUUAAAGAGGACAAUUUCGAGGAUAUCACCGGCUUGAGCAAGAAAAAAGUUUUUAAUGGAAACGCCAAUCAAAGGAUAGAACGCACGCAUCUAUAAUGUUCUGUGAAUUUAUAUUCAAUGUAAUGCAUUUAAGGGAAAGAAAAAGAAGAGAAAAAGAGAUAAAGAAAGAAGGAAAGGGAAAAUGAUUUGAGAAACGUCUAAUCGAUGAAACGGCUCGGAUUUGUAAUCGUAGAAAAUUGUGAUUUUAUUACGAGAUCCACUGCUAGGUACCUGAAAAUUGCCGGGAAGAUAUCUAAUAACAUGUUACGAACGUUGACCGUUCGUAUUACCACGAGGGGAAUAGCAAUAUUUUAUAUAUAUAUAUAUAUAUAUCGUAUAAAACGUACAUGUAUAUAUACAAUUAUUUUAAUGUGAUCAAAGAAAAUACUCGCGCUGUACAAACACAACGCGUAACUCAAGCGUUAUAAACAUACAGACACACAAAAAUCUAGAAAAAAAGAAGGCGUACGAAAAAAAGGAAGUUUCAUUUAGAUUAUUGUUCGAAAUGAACAAAAGAGUUUCCAACGAUGGGUUCAUCACCUUGUUAUCAACUGAUACGUAUAUAAAAAACGAAAAUUAUUCACACACAUAUGUAUAGACAUAUUUAUGAUUUACAUUCCAACUCGUUGAUAAUUUAUUCGUACGACUUUCUUUCGGCGUCCCUGUAAUAAAAUAGGAGAUGUUUUUUUUUUUGAGAAAAAAAAAAAAAAAAAAAAAAAAAAAAAAAAACUAAGAAAAAGAUAGAGAGGAACGUCGAAGUUUCCUCCUGUUACCAACGUCAUUAUCGUCGUGGCACCAAACGCGUUCAGAUAUCUUUCGCUCGUUUGCUUCGAAAAUAAAAUACAAACGCGUAUCGUAGUCGAAACGUUUUACGAGUUUUGUUGCUAUCGAUUGAUCGUAUUAUCAUGGAAGGUUAUGAGUCGAUUAGCGACGACUCGCUAUGGUAUUCACCUCCUCCUCUCCCAUGACUUCCCCAAUAUUUUUACCUUUUUCUUUUUUCUUCGGAUUUAUUAGGUAUAACAAUUUUUAUUUCAAUAGAACUAAUUGUAAGAUAACGCAGAUACAUGUUAAAUGCUGCAUAUUUCUGAAAACAAAUAGAAGAUCAACAACAAGAAAA
Polistes canadensis is the source of this 3557-nucleotide messenger RNA. It is a transcript of the gene Oatp33Ea, whose product is annotated as solute carrier organic anion transporter family member 5A1. The transcript is spliced from 8 exons. The record is from RefSeq and is a predicted model, not a curated record. Gene Ontology annotation, biological process: sodium-independent organic anion transport; transmembrane transport. Gene Ontology annotation, cellular component: membrane. NCBI's taxonomy places the organism in Eukaryota, Metazoa, Arthropoda, Insecta, Hymenoptera, Vespidae. Gene Ontology annotation, molecular function: protein binding. The coding region runs from base 377 to 2497 and encodes 706 amino acids.